Stegodyphus dumicola is the source of this 1974-nucleotide messenger RNA. RefSeq names its product piggyBac transposable element-derived protein 4-like. The record is from RefSeq and is a predicted model, not a curated record. NCBI's taxonomy places the organism in Eukaryota, Metazoa, Arthropoda, Arachnida, Araneae, Eresidae.
AUGUUAAAGCAUUUAAACAGAAGUGAUAGCGAAGAUAAAUCUGUAACCUUAUCUGCUAUAAAGGAAGAGGCACCAGAUAACGAAAUUUCAAUGGUAGGGCAUUAUAUGUCUUUAAUAUCAUCUCAGCCUGAUUCUUCUGAAGAAGAAACAACUGCUGAAGUAUCUUUUCUUCCUCCUGCGUUGCCAAUGCUAAAUUCUGCUGAAGGAGAUACCAUUGAAAAAGCAAGACCUGUGGAAAGACCUUGUCCUUUCCCUAGUUUACUUGUUUCAAAGCCUUCCCAAUUGGGUAUAUCUGGAGAAACAGAUAUGAUUGACAAAGGAAAACUUUCAGAAAGACCUUAUCCUUACCCCAUUUUAGCUGUUUCGAAGUCUUCCCAACUGGGUACAUCUGGAGAACCAAGUUCUGCUGGAAGGUCUUUCUUGGACACUGGAUCAGAAUCAGACGCAAAUGAUAAUGAUGAUAUUGAAUCUGCUGCGAAAAGAGCUAGGUAUGAGAACAUUUCAUGGUUUAAAAAAGAUUUACCUCCUAAAAUUCAUGAUUUUAGUCCAACUGAUUCUGGUGAUGAUGAUAUUGCUUUGGAAAAUUCCUCUACGUUUGAAUAUUUCAGAAUAUUUUGGUCAGAACCGUUUUUAUCAUUUAUAGUUAACGAGACAAAUAAAUAUUAUAAAUACAUGAGUGAAAAUUCAAAUCAAGGAAUCCAUGCACGAUUGAUAAAAUGGAAAAAUACUACUCUUAAAGAAAUGUACUCUUUUUUGGCCUUGACAAUGUUGAUGUCACGCAUGAAAAACAUGUCUUUUGUGGAAUUUUGGUCCAAGGAUUCCCUUUUAAGCACAUCAGUUUUUGGAGAAGUAAUGGCUAAGGAUCGAUACUUACUUUUACUACGGAUGCUUCAUUUUUGUGACAAUUCUCAACCAAGAUCCGAAGAUCGAUUCUUCAAAAUACGAUAUAUUGUGCAACGUCUUCAAGAAGAUUUCAGGUCUGCUUUUCAUCCCUUUCAAAAAUUUUAUUGUGAAGGAAAUACUCUUAUAUACAAAGGACGACUAUUAUUAAAACAAUAUUUACCUUCUAAAAAAAGUAAUUUUGGAAUAAAGAUGUUUAUUCUUUGUGAUUGGGAUAGUGGAUAUGUUCUGGAUUUUGUUGUUUGUUCUGAAUCCUCCACUGUUGCAUUAUGGGAACAUUCAAACCAUGCUAAUGAUAGUGAUACUGUGAUAUCAUUAUUACGGCCUUAUUUAGAAAAAGGUCAUAAUAUAUUUAUUGACAAUUGGGAUUCUAGUCCAGAUUUGUUUUUAUGUCUGUACCACAAGACAGCAAAUGAUCAUAGCAUUGAAAUGUCAAGAACUGAUAUACCAGUAAUGGCAGAAAAAUUGAAAAAGAAAGAAAUUCAGUUUACAUCUUCUAAUCUUCUAUUAUCUUUAAAAUGGCAUGAAAGAAGUGCACUGUGGAUGUUGUCUACUCAUCAAAGUGGUGAGAUUAUUAAUCAAGCUUUGGAAAGUGAUAUCAAGCCAAAUUUCAUCGUUGAUUACAGUAAUUCAGUAUAUGCCAUUGAAAAAUUAGGCAUGACAUUGAGCUCUACAGAAUAUGUUAGGAAAAGCAUAAAAUGGUACAAAAUAUUAUUCUUACACUUGCUUGAUCUUAGUAUACUAAAUGCUCGUGCUCUCCACAAAGUCUUAACUGGAAAGAAUUUUACAAUUGCAAAAUUUGAAUUAACAUUAAUUAGAGAAAUGCUAGACAAGUACAAAGAACAAAACAAGUCAGUAGAGGAGAAAACCUCUUUGCUGCCACGGCUUGUUGAACGACAUUUUCUAUCAUUGUAUGUGUCUGAAAGAUCAAAAAAGAAAAAUCCAGUAACAAGGUGUAUAGUAUGUAGUAAACACAAUAAUCGACGAGAAACAAGGUAUUGGUGUUUUAAGUGCCGUGUUGGUCUUUGCGUAGUACCAUGUUUUGAAAUGUACCACACAAGAGAAGAUUACUAA